GAUUCCUGAAGGCUGAAGCAGCAUCCUGCUGAUUGGACUCGGAGCAUGGAAAGUGGCUGCAGAUGACCAAAGACGGUAGGUCCAAUUAAGGCAUCACGAGAAGUUGUGGAGCAAGGAGAGCGCUUGCAACACAGCUCCCCCAUGCCAAUGAGGUUGUAAGUGGUUAAUUUGCAUCUCGCAUACCACAAGCAAAGCUCAUCGGGCAGGUAAUGUCGGGCUAGUGGUCAGGCGAGCAGGUGCACCAACUUUUUGAGAGCAGUGCUCAAUUCAUCUGGAGGAAUCAUUCAUUCUCUCCUUCACAAGAUCAACUCGGUGGAGUUGGCAAACAAAAGCAGGGUAAACUGAGAGCUUACGGCGGCAUCAACUUCUGAUGGCUGCAAAAGCGGCUGCCAAUGACGGCGCCAAGAAUGUGGUGCCGAGUAUAAGCGCUGUGGCACCCACUGAUUGGACCACGGCAAGCGAGAACCCAAAGCUAGAGGGGUGCGGAGCCAAGGGGACUGAUUGCGAAGAGUGUUGCACAGGAUCAUACGGGUUCAGUCAAAUGCCAUGGAGGAUCUACUGUAAGAAGGGGUGCAAUCUGGAGGGUGACUGGAAAGACUGCCAGAGCUCCUGCAAAGACAUGUGCUUCAAGGACCCCACCAUCAGGGACUACAAGUGGUCCAGCUGGGUCGACCGAUCACCCGGCGAUCCAGUCAAGUCAAAGGCCUGCACAGAAGCAUGCUUGAAGGGUUGCCUAUGGCGGAUGUUCUUCCAGAAAGAGGACAACUAAUGAGCACAUCGAAACGAUGUGCGUUCAACAAGCUACUUCAACAUUCUUUUGUACGGCAGCGUUGCGGCGUUGAGGCCACUUAAACAGGAUUGCAAUGAGGACACGAGCGCUUGGAGUUGCUCCAGGUACAAACUUUUGUCUCCUAUUGGAUUAGAUGCUUGGACUUAAAGUCUAUGGAACUACUAAGCGGUAUAGAGUCGAACUUAAAGACCUCAUAAACCUUCAUAUUUGCACUUGCACUCGCUGGUAGAUUUUCAAACGUGAACUUAACUUUGAAUGCCUGAGUACCACUUUGGCCCAACGAUAGCUGGAUCGGCCCUCCAACUAGACCGUCAAAGGUCUGCACCUAGUCAAAUUGCGCAAGUCAUUGCAUGGAAGCCCG
Klebsormidium nitens is the source of this 1151-nucleotide messenger RNA. The record is from the annotation of a GenBank genome assembly. Lineage: Eukaryota; Viridiplantae; Streptophyta; Klebsormidiophyceae; Klebsormidiales; Klebsormidiaceae.